This is a messenger RNA of Paramecium tetraurelia, 1071 nucleotides long. RefSeq lists its product as uncharacterized. NCBI's taxonomy places the organism in Eukaryota, Ciliophora, Oligohymenophorea, Peniculida, Parameciidae. Gene Ontology annotation, biological process: protein phosphorylation. The transcript has 6 exons. The record is from RefSeq and is a predicted model, not a curated record. Gene Ontology annotation, molecular function: ATP binding; protein serine/threonine kinase activity.
AUGGGAAAUUGUUCAAGUGAAGAACUUAGUCUUUCUGAAUUGGAAUUGUAUACCCCUUAAUUGUCGCAAUAUAAAUUGCUCUAUGUCAUAGGGAAGGGAGGUUUUGGUAGAGUUUGGAAAGUAAAAUGCCAAAAAAGGUUUUUUGCAUUAAAAGAGAUGAUAAAAUCUAAAAUAAUUGAAAAACAGUCUAUUUAGAGUGUGAUGAACGAGAGGAUUCUGCUUUAAAAAUUAAAUCAUCCAUUUCUAGUAAACAUGAGAGGAGCAUUUUAGACUUUGACACAUUUGUACAUUGUUCUAGACUAUAUGGAAGGAGGAGAUCUAAGAUAUCAUCUAUGCAAACAAGGGAAAUUCAGUGAAGAGCAAACAAAGUUUUUUGUUAUCUGCAUACUGAUGGCACUCCAAUAUCUGCAUAAAAACCUAGUGCUUCAUAGAGACAUCAAACCAGAGAAUCUAGUGUUUGAUGAUGAAGGUUAUCUUCAUAUAACUGAUAUGGGAAUUGCAAGAAUUUGGAAACCCAAUAAUAAAAAUGAAACAAGUGGAACUCCUGGUUAUAUGGCUCCAGAAGUUAUGAUGAAAUCUGAUCAUGGCGUAGCUUGCGAUUACUUUGCAUUAGGUUGUUUGGUUUAUGAAUGCUUAACAGGAAAAAGACCUUACUAAGGAAAGAAUAGAAGACAAAUUAGAGAAUUGAUAAUGAGCAAAUAAGUUAAAUUAAAUAGGCAAGGUCUAUCUAAAGAAGUUACUGACUUUGUUAAUAGAUUAUUAGAAAGAAAAGCCAAUCAAAGAUUAGGCAAUGAAGGUCCUGAUGAAGUGAUGAGUCAUCCGUGGCUGAAAAAUGUUGAUUGGGGAAGACAUUACGAUAAAUUAAUCGAAGCUCCGUAUAAAAUAAUUGGAAAAGAUAAUUUUGAUACAAAAUUUGUGAAUCAAGUCUUAACGAUAAGUGAAUAUAAGGAUGAGAAAGAUCACAAUAAUUUGUUUUAAGGAUUCACCUAUAUUGAAAACAAUGAUGAGCAAUAGGUUACAGACAUAGACACCAAUAAAUAAAAGCUAUUAUUAUCUACUAAAUAUUAUUGA